Adineta ricciae is the source of this 2811-nucleotide messenger RNA. Lineage: Eukaryota; Metazoa; Rotifera; Eurotatoria; Adinetida; Adinetidae. The record is from the annotation of a GenBank genome assembly.
AUGGUUUCAUCAAUCAAUCCAACCGAUAUAUUUUCGUUUAAGGACAAAAUCUUAUCAAUAAUGGACACAAGUCACACAAUUAUCGAUCAAUAUAAAUGUCCAAAAGGAUGGGAACGCUUCGGAAGUUCUUGUUAUUACUUAUCGAAUACGACGAGUAGAAUUUCUCAAGCUAAAAAGACAUGUAAUCACACAUAUUUAACUGAUUCUCAACUAAUCAGAAUUAAAUCUAUCGUUGAAUUAAUCUAUGCUGCUCAUCAUUUGAUGAGAAAUAAUCUCGUUGAAUCACUUAUUGAAAUUGAUCCAUAUUCAUUUAAAGAACAAAUAAUGAAAAGCAAAUUUUCAAAAAUAAAUGAAAAACAAUGGAAAUCAGCGAUAGAGAAAAUUCGAGAUUUUCGUCGUAUUGAUUUUAAACAAAAGAAGAAAAUGGAAUCUUCUCCUAUAACAAUCGAUAGAUCCGUUGAUUCUCAAAUUGAUGAUUCUAACCAAUUAAAUGAUAUUCGACACGUUUGCGAUGAAUUUAUAUGGAAUGCAAUAAAUAUGGAUUCAACUAUUUUUGUAUUAACCAGAGAUUUUACUUCGAAUAAAUUUAUUUGCUCAAUUAAUAAUAUUGAAGAAUAUGCAAAAUAUUCAUAUAUAUGUGAAUAUGUCACUCAUAAUUGUUCUGCAAAUAAUACAUGUGGAAAUCAUGGUUAUUGUAUUAAUUAUCCAGUUACUCAAUGUUUGUGUUAUUUUUAUAGGGAAGGUUUAUCUUGUGAAAAAUAUUCAAGAGGAUUUCUUCAAAUCAUAAUUGGUUUGGUUUUAAUUGGAUUGUCUGUUUAUUCAUCUCUCAUAAUUAAAUUAUUGAUCAAAUGUUACAAACGGAUUCGAAAUGGAUCUGAUAAACGUGUAGAUAAGAAAAAGAAAAAUGACAGACGGCAGAUGCGUGUCUUCGUGAACGAUUUAAUGAAAUCACUGAGUUGUGUUGCCUGUUCGUACUGCCGUACUUCGGAUAAUAAUGAACAUAUAAUGGCAGAUGAACAGAAAUAUAUUCAUCGUUUAUUUGUUAUUCUUUUAAUGUUAUUUUUUAUUGUUUGUGGAACAAUUCCAACAUAUUUUCAUUGGAAUUCGUUUAAUGUUGAUAAAUCAAAUUCGAUAAUUUUAACGAAGAAAAUCAAUGAAAUGAUUAAUCAAUGUGGAAAUAAAUCAAUUUUCAAUAUAAAUAAAUCCAAUUUCUAUUUUUGGGUGACAAUAUUUUGGUUUGUUUUUUGUUUUUUGAUUUGGUUGAAAACUUGUAAAUGUGGUAUAAGAAAUAAUUUUGUUUUUCUAUUUGAAUUUCUAUCUGAAUUAAAUUUAGGAAAAUGUUUAACACCAAUUGAACCAUUUAGACAAAGAAAUUCUGUUGAAACAAGUGUAAUUUUAAGUUUAGUUAUGAUCGAUAUUCUUAUAAGUCUUGAACAAACUUUAUUUGAUAUCAAACAAUUAUGGACACAAGGUGUUAUUUAUCAUUUUGUUUCUCGUGCAUUUAUUCCUCUUCUUAAAAGUCUUCGUUAUUAUCCAAUUUUUCUUUCAUUACAACAACGUGAUCGUUAUGUUCUUUCUUUAUCUAUUAUCUAUAUUUUAAGUCUUAUUGGAUAUAUGAUCAUUCGAGGAUGUUUCUGUUUAGAUUUUUUACCUGAUUCAUCGAUAUUUUCUUUAUUUGAUCAGAUAAAUACUUAUGUCCAAUUUGGAAAUCUCAUUUUUCUUUAUGGAUUAUUGAAAAAUCUGACACAAUAUCUAUUCUUAUCGUAUAUCAGUGCAGAAUUGAUUGUUCGCUUGUUUUAUAAUUCAUAUUGUAUUGAAAAAACAUCUGAAGAAACAGUUCAAUCGAUGAAUAAAUCAUUUUGGAAUAAGAAAAUCUCGACAAAAUUUUCUCAAAUUCCAAUAACAACAAUAACAAUGUGUUCAUAUACAAUAGCAUUUACUUUACUUAUAUAUUUAACAUGUAUGUUUGCUUUUCAACCAAUGAUCAAAACAAAUUUCACAUCUUUGAUUAUCUUUCUUGUCGAAUAUUUCUUCGAUAUUGAAAUUGAUCUUUUUUCAUUUGAUACACAAAUUAUUUUAAGUUCAAUUCUCACAACGAGUUUUUUCUCUUAUCAAUUAUAUCGAGGACUGAUGGAACCAGUAAAAAAUCUUCAAAAUCCGAAUGACAAUCUGUUGGAACUGUUGAAAUCCACAGAAGAAUCACGAAUUCACGAUUCUCUUCGAUAUUUAAGUUUUGUUUUUCUUAAUAUUAUUGGUGGUUAUUAUAUUUGGUUUCAUUUGAUCUUCUUUGUUGUUAUGUUAAUUUGGCCAAUUUCAUUACCUUUAUUUACACAUUGGUUACGAAUUUUCUCUCAUUUAUUUUCAUUUGUUGUUCCUUUAUUAGUUUUAUAUGGAUUAAAACAUUGUUUACCACGUUUAUGGUCAACAUUUGUUUUUCCAUCGAAUCAAAAUCAAAAUGAAGAAAAUAAUCGAAAAUCAAAUGAAAAAAUGAAAUCAAAUCGAAAUUAUUAUGGACUUUUAGUUUAUGUGACAUUUAUUUUAAGUUGUCACAUCACGAUUAUCGAAACAGCAAAGCGUUUGAUUUCUGCAUUGGCAAUAAUGAUUUUUGAAAUGCCUCGUUUGAAUUCCAGUUGUUUCAUACGACGAUGGGAAACAUCUGAUAGUUCGUAUAUGGCAUAUCUUUCUUAUUUACAUAUGGAGAAAACUUACAGAAUACCAACAGAAAUUCGCCCCGAACCCGAUGACAUUGUUGGAGAUAACAAUGAAAAUGAUUAUUCUUCAGUGAGAAGUGAUACACAACGAGCGAUUUAA